AUGAGCCGUGCGCCAGAGGGAUUGGAGACGCUUGAUUUCUCCGUACUGGAGCUCUGUUGCCCCAUCAAUGUGGACGAUAUCAGCAAUCGCUGGUUGAAUUCUUAUGUGCCCCUCCCGGGACAAAAGACCAAAGAUUAUCCCGCCAAUGUUACGGCGUUUAUCUACAGAAUCCUCAAGUCAUAUGCGACUGCUACUGCCCGCGGUCGUGGGGUUCCACCAUUUGUACAUCCCUCGCAGAUAAUGGCAACAUCAACAAGGCUUCCCCUUUCUAAUUGUCUGAGUUUGGUUCGCAUUUGCGAAAGGCCAUUGCCAGGUAGUGAAAGCGUCGCUGCAGAUGUGCUGCAAAGGGAGAUGAGCUGUCUCUACGACCAGCAUCAGACGUACGAUGAUAUGGCUCUUCUUGCAGCGUUUCAGGCCUAUUUGAUUUACUGCAUGGUUCUAUUCUUCAGACUCAGCCGAGGCCCCAAUCCGUUCCUUCGACAGGCGAUGACGAACCUGCAGGAUCUGGCAUGCUCAAGCAGCCGGCGCGGACUCAUGUGUAUAGCAGAGCGACGAAAUGCUCGUCCAAACUGGGAGUCCUGGAUUGUCGCGGAGGCAAAACGACGUACUCUUUUUGCAAUGUACCUUUUUGACAGUAUGCUUUUGUCCCAGGAUGGUCUUCCGACCUUUCUUGGUACCGAACUACAGGGGCUGCCUGCUCCGGCAAGCAAGUUCCUAUGGAGAGCGCAGACGCGAAACGAGUGGGAAAGGGAAUAUAACACCCAUCUAGCAGAUUGGGCAGAAGGGGGUCUUUAUAUUGACGAACUUUGGCCAAUUCCUACUGGCCUGGAUGAACGUGGUCUCCUCGAAAGACGAAACAGAGUUGAUCAAUGGUUAGAGGAUAUCGAUGAAUUUGGCACGAUGCUCUAUGCUGUAACGAGUUGUACGCAUGGUGGUUGA
Molecule: messenger RNA, 939 nt
Organism: Monascus purpureus
Lineage: Eukaryota; Fungi; Ascomycota; Eurotiomycetes; Eurotiales; Aspergillaceae
Source: the annotation of a GenBank genome assembly